Molecule: messenger RNA, 1116 nt
Organism: Lodderomyces jiufengensis
Lineage: Eukaryota; Fungi; Ascomycota; Pichiomycetes; Serinales; Debaryomycetaceae
Exons: 1
Coding region: 1-1116 (371 amino acids)
Biological process (GO): retrograde transport, endosome to Golgi; phospholipid translocation
Cellular component (GO): endosome; trans-Golgi network
Source: RefSeq, a predicted model, not a curated record
AUGUCCACUCCCAAAAAUGAUUUAACAUCAAAUCCAAAUCCCACUAAAUCAUCAUACUUGUCAUUCUUCCCCGAUGAUUAUCUAUACUACUUAGAUUUUCUUCCCGAUUUACAAAAUGCCAUUAAUUUGUUCAUGACAUUUACUCCAUUAUUUUCAUACGGAUCAACUUGUAUAUCAAUUUACAAAAGAAAAACAUCUUUAGGAUUCAGUAUAGAUAUUUGUGGAACUAUGUUUAUGGCUUCAAUUUUGAGGAUCUAUUAUUAUUUAUGUUCUCCUUAUGAGAUCACUUUGCUAAAACAAUCAAUUAUGAUGAUUUUAAUACAGACUUUAUUAUUAAAAACUAGUUUAAGAUAUAGACCAAAAGAUUAUGAUCCUGAUUUAUUACAACCACUCCCAAAUUUAAGUUAUGAAAUUGAAAUGAAUUUACCACGUAGAUUAAGUUCAUCUUCAUUAAAUUUUGAACAUAAAAAUUAUUCGUCAAUGGAUUUUAUUGAUUUUAUUGUACUAAAAGUAAAAGAUUACGCAACUUAUUUUUGGUGUUAUUUCAAAAUUCUUUUAAUUCAUGUAUUAAGAUUAUUUGAUGUAUAUUACAAAAGACCAGGUUUAUUUUGGCAAUGGUCCAAAGAAUCAUCAUACUGGAUAUUUUUAAGUGGUUUUGCUACUGUUUUUGGAAUAUCCACUUUUUUUCUAAAAAAUAAUUCAAAUUAUUCAAAUUUUAUAGGAAUAUUGGGAUUAUUUAUUGAAAGUUUAUUACCAUUACCUCAAAUAUUAAUGUUAAAUAGAAUUCGAUCAGUUAAAAAUUUUAAGAUUAUUUUAUUAUUAAGUUGGCUUGGUGGUGAUUGUACAAAAAUAUCUUAUUUAAUUUAUGGAACUAAUCAAAUUUCAAUUAUUUUUAUUGCUGCUGGAUUAUUUCAAAUGAUGUUGGAUUUAUAUAUUGCUUAUCAAUAUAUUUAUUUUAAAUACUUAAAGAAGUUUAGAGAGAAUAAAUUAAAUUCUCAACAUUCUGUUGAUGAUAUAUUAAAUAAUUUGAUGCUAAAUAAUGAUGAAAUGGGAAAUGAUUUAGAAAUGAAUAUAUUGACUAGUUCGAGUAAUAGUAAUGGAUCAAAUAGUAGAUAG